This is a messenger RNA of Hypoxylon fragiforme, 1155 nucleotides long. RefSeq lists its product as uncharacterized. The transcript has 2 exons. NCBI's taxonomy places the organism in Eukaryota, Fungi, Ascomycota, Sordariomycetes, Xylariales, Hypoxylaceae. The coding region runs from base 1 to 1155 and encodes 384 amino acids. The record is from RefSeq and is a predicted model, not a curated record.
AUGCCUCAAUACGUCACUCUUCCCCCCAAGGCUUCCCCAGCCGACUCCGGUAUCUUCAUGCAGAACGACACCUCUAUGUCUGACGCCAUGGACCGCGCUGAAGAACGCGCCUCCCAGGGCCCCAAGAUCAUCAUUGAGCACAAUGGAAUCAAGUUCCAGUAUACUCCCGAGCAAAUGAUCAAGAUGGGUGCCGAACUCGAAAAGGCUCGUGCCGACGGCCUCUUUCCCAAGUCUAAGUGCCUUCAGCAGAACUUCAAGCAUAUCUUUGACGACUACAUGCGCCUCCUUCAGCUCACUGAAGCCCGUGGCGACACUCCUCGCGAACAGUGGAAUCAGAAGCGCAAUAUUGUUGAGCUCCUGAUCCAGAUCACUCGGGAGAUUCGCGACCGCGAUGAGCUCGCGGCCGAUCUUACUGAGGAUGAACGGGUCAGAGCUCAUGUUGCCAACAUGAUGAGCGGUGCCACUGCUGAGACCAAGCUCUACCGAAUUGUCCAGCAUGCCGUCUUGUACGCUGGAGCAAAGAAUGGAGGUGUUGACAAAGAUGCCGUUGUCGCUGGCCAGAACAUGGCUGCUCUCCUUGAAGGAAUUCGAGGUGUUAUCAAGGAAAUGGCCGGUCAGAGUACUCACGGCAUUGGAGAAGCCAACGUUGAAGCAGUCUUGGAGGAUAUCUUCGGUAUCAUCGACUUCGCUCUUGAGGGACAUGCCAAAGACAUGGAUAAACAAGCCAAUCGCGUCGAAGGACAGAUUAAACAUGUUGACGGCCAGAUCAUGCACCUCAACGCCAUCGGCCAGCAUGUCAACGCCAUUGAUGGUCAUGUUCACUCCCUUGGAAACAACAUCAACUCCUUCGGCACCCUUCUCAACUCGACCAACGGCAAUGUUGUUUCGCUAACCACCCAGAUCAGUCUCCUACAGACUAUUGUCAACAUGCUUCCCCGCAUGAUUGAGGAGGCCCUCAAGCAGAUGAUUCCGGGAACUCUACAAGGCGCCAUGUAUCCAAUCAUCGACGCUAUUCAGGCCCAGCUGAAAGUUAAGCUCACCAACACUAUGAAUGCCCCAGCCCGCCGAACCACAAGACAGAAGAUCUCCAAGUUUUUCUCUCGAGGCUUCAAAGGAAUUUUCAAGAAGUCUAGUGGUGGUGCCCACCUCUACUAG